AUGACAAUAGAUUCUACAUUUAAGCAAGCGAAACAUAGUUAUGUAGUAACAGAAUAUAAUCAAUUCGCUAUAUAUGAUCAUCCUUGGGAUGGUCCAUGUUUUGGUACUGGUCCAGACAUUUGGGUUAAUAUUAAUCCUAAUAAACCGAUUGGUCACAUCGUUCGUAAAUGUUAUCAACCAAGUGUAAUAAAUAUUUCGGGAAUUUUUCGAUGGAUUGAUUGGGAGAUAUUUCAAGUUAUUCGAAAAGAUAACGGAAAAGGGAUAAACAAUUAUGAUCAUCCCGUUUACGAUAACGAAGAUUGGUUUAACUUUUAA
Molecule: messenger RNA, 315 nt
Organism: Diversispora eburnea
Lineage: Eukaryota; Fungi; Glomeromycota; Glomeromycetes; Diversisporales; Diversisporaceae
Source: the annotation of a GenBank genome assembly